AACUUAUUGAUGACACCGACGAGUUUCAUUUCACAUUAUUUUGUGACAAAUGUUACUUCCGAACGGAAGAGGYGUCUAUAUUGUGCCAUUUCCCUGGGCAACUAGCUUUUAUUUUGACAUUCGUCCAAGAAAACUUAAAAAAAUACAUCAAACACCAGUUCACAUUAUGCCAUGAUGGGAAUAUACAAUUUGGACAAGUUUCAUCAGCGCUUUCCAAGUCUGUGGGAAGCAGUUGAAAUGCUCAAUUCAUUCUUAACAACAGCCUUUAUGAAACAACUCCCGCAGUUUUAGRAAACUUCUGGCCAACUGAGAAGAAAUGCCWUUUACAUUUGGAGAUUGCUGGCCUUGCCUAGCUUCGUCAAAUGUUGGUAAGAAUGUGARCUCUAAAGGCAGACUGAUAGCCGAAGUAUCAAUGAGUGUUUGGGACAAGGUUAAGAAGAGGUUGGGUACCGAUGGAGGGAGAGCUCCCGGACAAUCCGUAGAUGCCGAAGCUGCCUUCGCGGAGGACCAUUACACUAGGUUUUCAUUGUUAUUGUUGGAGCCAGGAGAGACAUACUUUGAAGAUUACAGUGUCUUCUACUAUCCAUACGACGUCCCAGAAGACGAAGCUAUUAGAAGGAAACAAAGAGGACGAUUAAAAAUAUGUUCCAAGUCAAUACUAUUUGAUCCCAUUGAUACAGCCUUUCCAAUAUUAAAGUUUCCUCUGAAAGAAUGUCUGACUAUUGCUCAUUGGAGUGGUCCUCUGCUUUCAAGAAUAGAUACCAAGGGAGAUGUUCUGGUUAUUGAGUCAAAACAAGUCAUUCAAAUGAAGGAAGGCAAUAUUGUAGCUCCAUAUCAAUUUAUAAGGGAACAGAAGAAGUAUUUAUUUUCAUUCAAUUUUAUAGCAUUAAGUUUUGUUCUUCCUCAACUUGAGCAGCUUUAUAGAGCAUCAACACUGUCUAGAGCUGAUCAAACAGCAAUGAUAAAUACUAUUGUUCAGUCAAGACAGGCUAGGGUUACCUUCAACACCAGUUGGCUUGAAGAUUUAUAUGAAAAGAUAGUUGUGGAAACAUCAGCUAAAAGAAUAACACCACUAGUMUGUAAUCCAGGACGCGUCAUGUUGACGUCAUCUCGACUUUAUUUCCAACCAUUCAACAAUGCAGAUCCUUGUCCUGUAGUCAAGUGUAAAUUAUCGCAAAUAAGUCGAGUGGUAAAAAGAAGGUAUCUUCUUCGUCAUGUGGGAAUAGAAAUAUUCUCAUCAGAUGGAUCACAAAUGUACCUUGUCUUGAAUUGUCAAAAAGAAAGAGAUAUUUAGCUGAUAGAAGUUUCAAUGAUUUAACGCAAUAUCCAGUAUUCCCAUGGGUACUGGCAGACUACACAAGCACCACUUUAGACUUAACAAAUCCAUCAACGUUUAGAGAUCUAAGUAAACCUGUUGGAGCUUUGACAGAAACUCGACUACAACAGCUCAAGGAGAGGUGUAGAGAAAUGCCGGAACCAAAGUUUCUGUAUGGAUCCCAUUAUUCUACUCCGGGAUAUGUUUUGUACUAUCUUGUACGAGUCGCGCCAGAAUUCAUGCUUUGUUUACAAGGAGGCAAGUUUGACCAGCCUGAUCGCCUUUUUAAUAGUGUCGCUGAGACAUGGGAGAAUGUUCUUACAGGACAUGCUGACGUUAAAGAGCUUAUUCCAGAGUUCUUUCAGUCGUCUGGUGAAUUCCUUGUAAAUAGUCAAAACCUACCACUCGGUACAAAACAAGACAAGACUAAAGUCAUGAACGUUGAGCUGCCACGUUACGCUAAAGACUGUGAACAUUUUAUUCGUCUCAAUCGAGAAGCUCUAGAAAGUACAUACGUCUCAGAGAGACUACACAACUGGAUUGACCUUAUCUUUGGGUAUAAACAAAGAGGAGAGGAGGCCUGGAAAGCAGACAAUGUGUUUUAUUACCUGACAUAUGAAGGAGCCGUAGACCUCGACAGCAUAACAGAUCCCAACGAGCGAGCUUCUCUGGAGGCUCAGAUCUUAGAGUUUGGACAAACACCCAAGCAGCUCUUUAGAAGUCCUCAUCCAAAGCGAAUUGUCUCACCAACCACUGCCAACGGCUUUGUGCAUUCGUUUGAGAACAUAGACCACGAAGAGAAGCCUGAGAUCGUACCUGUUGUAAACCUUAGUGUUGAUUUUGACGAUCAGGCCGAACCAGAACCAGAACACUGGUCUCACAUCGAAAAACUGGAGCAAUCAUCCAGUCAGAAACUACACAAACAGGAUUCUUCAUCGGGUGGUAAAGAGGUUAAAGUGAACAUUGCCAACAAACCUAUUACUCGACAUAGAAGUACUGUAACGGCUGUACAGUUGUCGAGAGAUUGCAAGUACGUGUUUUCGGUCUCGCAAGAUACCCAGCUGAAGGUAUUUUCUUUGGAAGAACAGCAGCAGAUAAGAAGUAUCAACCUGUCGUCAAUGGCACUGUCAUCGUGCGCCAUUAUGCCUGAUGCCAAGACCAUUGUAGUUGGAUCAUGGGACAACAAUAUCUACAUUUACUCGGUGGAAUACGGACGUGUUCUUGACACACAGAGAGGACAUGACGACGCAAUUUCCUGCCUGUGUUGGAACGACGGUAUUCUUGUCACAGCAUCUUGGGAUUCUACYGUCAAGGUUUGGAAAUUUCUUCCCGAACCAAUGGGUAAAAAACCUAAUUCACCUGUAGUACUGGCUGAACUAGAUCACGAUACUGAGGUCAACUCCGUAGAUCUGGACCCUACAAACACAUUGGUAGUCACAGGGACAAUGGACGGUACAGUGUUACUGUGGAAUAUCGACCAGCAAAUGAUCCUCAGCCAACAUUCCAUUCAUAAGGCGAACGUCCAUUCUGUUUUAUUCAGUCCAGAUGGUCAGCGGAUACUGUCCUGCGGCGCAGAUCAUUGCAUGCGAGUGAUCGAUGUGCAUUCUGGGACCGAGGUCUUUAACAAGGACACAGGACAGGAAAUAAGAUGCGCAGUGUGGGAUGGUCAAAUGGUAUUGGCCGGUUGCGAGUCAGGUGAUCUCCAAAUAUGGGAUUUAUAUCACGUGCAACAGAUAGCAAGAAUAAGCGCUCACAAAGGUCCAAUUCGAUGUAUCGAUGUGUCAGGUGAUGGGUGUUCGGUGGUGACUGGCGGUGAAGAUGGUCAAGUUAUACACUGGAGAAUUAAAGUAUGACAUACUAGAAAAUUCCAAUCAAAUUCCAGGAAAAAAUUAUGGUAUCACCACAUUAUUCCUUGGGUGGAUCGCGGCUACGUAUUAUAAAGUUUUAGAAACCAUCGUUGAUGCUAUGCAUCCUGGGAGUUAUAUUAUCGCGGUCUUCCGGCCAUCAGUCGUUGUUCGUACAUCCGCUGACACCACAAAUUAUUGGCUCGGGAUUUUACGCGGCCGCUUGGACUGAGCAAAUGAUUAUCUUCGGCAACUUUGGGUAAUGUCAUAGAUCCAACCUCCGAUUCAACGUAGUGGGCCUUUGAUUAUAAACAGAAAGCUGGGAAUCGUUAUAAAUGGGUAUGACCGCUGGCUCAACCGACCUCCGGCCUAUAUUUGAUAAAUGCAACCGCCGUUUUAUCCUAUCGCCGGCUCAUAUUUUAYUGUCAAAGUACAACCGCUGGAAUAUCCACUCGCCGGCCCAUGUUCUUACUUCAGCGCGGGGGGGAUGAAUAGAGGAAGUAAUGGAUUGAUAUUGUCAUGCAAACAGCCGCUGGUACAAGCUAUCGCCGGCCUAUAUUUUUAUCUCCACAUGUGAUGAAGGAUGAAAAAAUAUUUUGGUUGAGUGUUGUCAUGGAGACAGCCGCUGUAACAAUGAACUGCGGGCCGUUUUAAUUCAAUAUAGACAAUGCAGAACAGUCAUACUGUUUCAUAAAAUAACCAUAUCAAUUGCAUGGGUGCAUGCACACGAUGGGUACCCUGUGUAUUAUUUUAAUUUACAGAUCAAAUGCGGUACGUUUUGAUAAUCACAGUUGAAUAUUAAAACAACAAUAUUAGCAUA
Messenger RNA from Exaiptasia diaphana, 3979 nucleotides. RefSeq names its product protein FAN. Lineage: Eukaryota; Metazoa; Cnidaria; Anthozoa; Actiniaria; Aiptasiidae. Gene Ontology annotation, molecular function: protein binding. The record is from RefSeq and is a predicted model, not a curated record.